AUGGCUCCGCCAGCUCCCGGCCCGGUCCCCGGUGGUUCUGGGGAGGGUGAAUUGUUCGACGUGAAGAACGCCUUCUACAUCGGCAGCUACCAGCAGUGCAUCAACGAGGCGCAGCGGGUGAAGCUGUCAAGCCCAGAGAGAGAAGUGGAGAGGGAUGUCUUCCUGUACAGAGCAUACCUUGCACAGAGGAAGUUUGGCGUGGUCCUGGAUGAGAUCCGACCCUCUGCGGCCCCCGAACUCCAGGCCGUGCGCACAUUUGCUGAGUACCUUGCCAGCGAGACCCGCAGGGACGCCAUUGUGGCUGAGCUAGACCGGGAGAUGAGCAGAAGCGUGGACGUGACCAACACUACCUUCCUGCUCAUGGCCGCCUCCAUCUACUUCCAUGACCAGAACCCGGAUGCUGCCCUGCGUGCUCUGCACCAGGGGGACAGCCUGGAGUGCACAGCCAUGACAGUGCAAAUCCUGCUGAAGCUGGACCGCCUGGACCUCGCCAGGAAGGAGCUGAAGAGAAUGCAGGACCAGGAUGAGGAUGCCACCCUCACCCAGCUGGCCACCGCCUGGGUCAACCUGGCUGUGGGUGGUGACAAGCUGCAGGAUGCCUACUACAUCUUCCAGGAGCUGGCCGACAAGUGCUCGCCCACCAUGCUGCUGCUCAAUGGCCAGGCGGCCUGCCACAUGGCGCAGGGCCGCUGGGAGGCGGCCGAGGGCGUCCUGCAAGAGGCCCUGGACAAGGACAGCAGCCACCCAGAGACACUGAUCAACCUCAUUGUCCUGUCACAGCAUGUGGGCAAAGCCCCUGAGGUGACAAACCGCUACCUGUCCCAGCUAAAGGAUGGCCACAGGUCGCACCCGUUCAUCAAGGAGUAUCAGGCCAAGGAGAACGACUUUGACCGGCUGGUGCUGCAGUAUGCCCCCAGCGCCUGAGCCCACAGAGCCCACAGACGCCGCGCCGGGGCCUCCAGGCCUGCACCGCACACCGUCUUCCGGGCUGGGGUCUCGCUCCUCUCCUUUUCUGGCAAUAAACGUCUUGACUCUG
Messenger RNA from Castor canadensis (American beaver), 1036 nucleotides. RefSeq names its product COPI coat complex subunit epsilon (gene Cope). The record is from RefSeq and is a predicted model, not a curated record. Gene Ontology annotation, molecular function: structural molecule activity; protein binding. Gene Ontology annotation, biological process: intra-Golgi vesicle-mediated transport; retrograde vesicle-mediated transport, Golgi to endoplasmic reticulum; endoplasmic reticulum to Golgi vesicle-mediated transport. NCBI's taxonomy places the organism in Eukaryota, Metazoa, Chordata, Mammalia, Rodentia, Castoridae. Gene Ontology annotation, cellular component: COPI vesicle coat.